Molecule: messenger RNA, 354 nt
Organism: Arabis nemorensis
Lineage: Eukaryota; Viridiplantae; Streptophyta; Magnoliopsida; Brassicales; Brassicaceae
Source: the annotation of a GenBank genome assembly
AUGCGUACUCGUCCCGUGUGUACUUAUUGCGGAAGGACUGGGCAUGAAGAACGUACAUGCUAUCAACUUCAUGGGUUUCCUGGUGAUACUGGUCGGGGUCGCGGUAGAGGACGAGGCAGUGGACAAGGACACAAUACCGGCAGGGGGAGGGAAGUUGGUUUUGGGCGCGCCAAUGUCGCUCAAGCCAAUUUUGGAUCGGCCUCAUCUCAGCCACAUACCAUCACGAGUGCAUAUCGUCAAGGCUUAGGACUCAACAAUGAACAAUGGGAGACUCUUGUCAAUCUUCUCAAUUCUGCAAAGCCUGCUCCUCGUGAUCGUUUAUCUGGGUUAACGAACCGUCAUCUCCAAUUUUAG